CAAUAGUUAUGUUCCCAGGACUAAAAGACAAACUGUAAUAAUUUGUUACUCUAUAACAUUAGUGACAUUUAUUUCAAAGUAACCCUUAUUUUUUAUUAAGCAUGUAAGUAAAAAAUAUAUUUUUUCGUCUUUGUGGCCACAGGCUUUUGUUUAUAUUUGGUAUUUAUAUUUUACAAAACACGGCAUUAAACUCAGGGAGGUGCCUUGAUUAAACCUAGUCUGUAUAAAGAAAUAUCAACGAAACCCUCCAUUAAUUAUCACAACUACAGAAAUACAAACGCCAAAUAUUGACGCCAAAUAACUUGGUGAGAGAGAUAAUACAUAUUCGUACAAUCGAGAAAAAUCUCACAACUAACUCUUGCUUCUUUCAAACUUUUCCGCAGCGAAGAACGAUUUUCUUUGUCUCUGUGUUUUUUUAGUUUCACACUAUGUCGAAGAAUGUAGAUAAAAAAUCUUAUAUAUGUGAGAAGUCAUUUACCUUAAUGUGUAAUUUAAAGACACAUCUAUUUACGCACAAAGAUGAGAAACCACGUGUAUGCGAAAGCAGUGGCAAGUCCUUCAGACAAGAAGAUAGUUUAAAGAAGCAUAUACUUAUUCAAACUGGUGAAAAACCAUUUGUGUGUAAUAUGUGUAAUAAAUCAUUUACACUGAACCAGAACUUAAAACGGCAUUUUCUCACGCACACAGGCGAGAAGCGUUAUGCAUGUGCAAUGUGCAGCAAGUCUUUUGCUGUGAAGUGUAAUUUAAACAGGCAUAUGCGUACACACCGAAACGAAAAACCUUAUGUAUGUCAAAUAUGUAAUUUAUCCUACUCACAAAAAUUUAAUUUGGAGCGACAUAUGAAUGUGCAUAACGGCCAGAAAAGACAUGAAUGUGACACCUGCAGCAAAACGUUUGCAACAAAGGAUUACUUGCGAAAUCACUACCGUAUACAUUCAGGAGAGAGACCGCAUGUAUGUGAUGUAUGCUGCAAAUCGUUUAUACACAGAUCUGAUUUAAGCAGGCACAUUAACAUUCACUCGGGAGAGAGAUCAUACAUGUGUGAAAUAUGUGGCAAAUCAUUUUUAAUGAAGAGUAGCUUGUUGUGUCACACUCGUAUACAUUCAGGUGAUAAACCUCAUGUGUGUGAUAAAUGUAAUAAAGCAUUUGUAUCAAAGACAGAUUUGAAUGUGCACAUACGUAGACACACCGGUGAGAAGCCGUAUAAAUGCAUUAUCUGUAGUAAAUGUUUUUCAUGUAAAGAUUAUUUGAAUUUGCACAUGCGGACCCACAGUGGAGAGAAACCAUAUGUUUGUGACAUGUGUGGCAAGGCUUUUGGAUGGAAAUGUAGUUUAAAUGCACAUAUUCGUCUACACAGCAGUGAAAAAAAAUUUGUAUGCGAUAUAGGUAGGAAAGCAUUUGCCCAAAAAGAUCAUUGAAUGCUCAUUGUCUUACACACUCAGAAGUGAAACCACAUAUUUAAAUGUAUGUUAAUUUUCAUAUUUUCAUAAAAGUUAAUCUUUAAUUGCAAAUUAGAACUGAUUAGAACUGAUAAAAAUUAUUGAUGAUUGUGAAUUAGAACUGAUUAAAUUUAUGAACUGCAAUUAAAAAAGUUGAAUAAAAAGAAUCAGUAAGUUGUUCUUUCUUAGAGAAUAAUAAUUUUAAGACUACUCUGAAGCAAUAUGAGAUAAUUAUGCUUCUCACUCUGUUUGGCAGAAUAAACGAGUCCAAACGAGACUUGACACUACGACUGUAACUGAUAUGCCAUGUCAAACAAAGGUAAUGUGUGAGGCAGUAUGGAGUUAAAGAAACACCAGGAGAGUCCGAGAGUUCAAAUUUGUGACACAAUAGAUAUGUUACUGAUAUGUAUGAUACAAAUGCAGUAGGACGACAACAGUAUAUAUAGCAUACUUUGGACUUCUUUCAUUAUUUUGAACAAUUCUUAUACAUCAGAAGCAGUAUUGCUAUUAUUGUCAUUAGGUCUAAAAUUUUUUGCAUUAUUCGAAUAAUUUCUUUUAGACUGAUUAUUAUUAAUAUUUGCUGAUAGAUGAGCAACCUGAGCAGCAGCAGGCGGUUUCAUAAUAGUUGGGGGAGUAGCAUUGGCAGUAAGAGGAGUACGCACUGCUGGUACUUCCAUAACUGUCUCUGGUGCAGUCAACUUUAACGCUUGUGUGUAACUGAGCCCUGGUUUAGUAAUAGAACUCUUAUUAGUCUUUUUAAGUGAUGGGAACUUAGGGCAACCAUUAUAAGAUGCCACGUGUGGCCGUUGGCACAUUUUGGAUUUUCUAUUUGCCCCUGGUGAUCACAAUUGCCAGUACAGUGGCAACCUGCACACUUGACGCAACGUGGUGCCACGUGGCAGUUAUCAGAAGAAUGAUGCCAUUUCUGGCAAUUGUGACACUGGCAACAUAUUUUUCAAUUUUUAUUGCAAAGUACAUGAGAUAAUUCAACUUAUAUAUAUCAUCAAUAUUUUUGCCUGGUAUAAUUUGUGCCUGAAAAAGUGGCAUAGGUUUUUUUUUUUGUCUUGUAUCUGGUUAGUUGUACAACUUUAUGCACAUUAAAAUUAUAUUUUCUCAGAGAUUCUUUAAUUAUUUCAAUAUCUGCAUCCAUACGUAGAUCCCUAAUUAGUACCUUAAUAGGCUUUUUAUGAACAGGAUUAACUACAUAGUGUUCUAUUUCUUUAUCAAUAAAGUAUUGGCUUAGAAUUCUGUGAUCAUUUUCAGUAGCAGGUUCUACUUUUAAAAACUCGUUGCUCACAUGGCCACAAAAAUGACAAUCAGGUAACAUAACAUUUAAAGCUUUCAAAAAUCAUAAUAUUUAAUAUUCUCCGGGGGCCGAACUAUAAUCAGUGGGGCAAGAGGGUUAACUGCUACUGCUGCAUAUUCCCAGUCUGAGGAUUAACAUUAUCAUCAAUAGUAUUAGCAGUAUCCAUAUUAUUCACAUUAUUAGUACAGACAAAAGUCGUUAAUCUGGACUCGUCGGGACUUCGGCGAUUCUGGAUUAUAGAUCAUCAGUUUAAAUCUG
This is a messenger RNA of Stegodyphus dumicola, 3003 nucleotides long. RefSeq lists its product as uncharacterized. The record is from RefSeq and is a predicted model, not a curated record. Gene Ontology annotation, biological process: regulation of transcription by RNA polymerase II. Lineage: Eukaryota; Metazoa; Arthropoda; Arachnida; Araneae; Eresidae. Gene Ontology annotation, molecular function: DNA-binding transcription factor activity, RNA polymerase II-specific; RNA polymerase II cis-regulatory region sequence-specific DNA binding.